AUGACCACUUUUGAUGACAUUUUGGAGGAAUCGGGGCCAUUCGGCCGCAGCCAGAAGCGGAUCUUCGCCCUGUUCUGUCUUGUGUCCAUGCCCUGGGCUGGUGUGUACGUGGGCAUUGUCUUUCAGGGGUACACCCCGGAUCACUGGUGUCGGGACUCUGAGGUGAUGGAGAGGAGGCAGACGUGCGACUGGAGUCUGGCUCACACUCGCAGGCUGACGACGCCACUGGUCAACAGCUCUGGAGCUCUGCAGCCGAGCAGCUGUGAGCAGUAUGACCUGGACUGGAACACCACAGCGCUCACCUGUGACACACUGGAGCUGGACCUCAGCAAAGCCCCAACAACUAGCUGCAAGAACGGCUGGGAGUACGACUAUGAGGGACGGAGAUCUUUCGUCACUGAGGCAAGUAUUGUGAUCAGGCUAAAUCAGACUUUUGAUAUUUGUAAAUGAAAGCAAACUGAUAUAGUUGAUAAAAGAAGGUCAAAUGUACCAGUUUUUAAGUGUGUAAUAGCAUUGUUUUUGUAAUAUCAAUGCAUAAAACACAAAUUAAAUAUAAGAAUGAAGCACAUUUAAGAACAGCUGCAGAAAUGUUGUAUGACAAUGACAGGCAGGAAGGUUUCAAUACAGUCAAUUAAAGUAAAGGAGCACCAACAUGCACAACAAUAUAGAAAUACAGAAUGAAAUUUCAUUUUCAAGAAAUAAAAAAUAAAAGCAGAGUAAACAUUUUAAAAGAACUGACAUCCCAAAAAUGUCUGACAUUUUUUUAAACAUGCAAAUCCAGGAGUGCAGAAGAAAUGCAAAUUGUAGAUCUUAAUGCAACUUUGUGUUGUACUUUGUCUUAAUUUCAAAUUCUCCUUCACAUGCAGGUGCAAUCAAGAUAAAACGUUUUACACUUGUGUUUCUAUUAUUUGUAUAACAACCCCAUACGUCUCAGUUUCCAUGGUUUCCAAAACAAAUGGCUUUGACAGACACAAAUGCCUCCGAGCAAUACCUACACAUCAGACAUAAUAACGUUAUGGUCAUUUCUUUGUGUUUCCCAGUUCGACCUGGUGUGUGCAGAUGGAUGGUUGGUGGACAUGUACCAGGCCACCCUCAACGUGGGAUUCCUGAUCGGGAGUAUUGCCAUUGGCUACCUGGCCGACAGGUGCGUCUGUCUCUGAUUGGCUAAUCUACUUUUAUUUAUGCUGUGAUCAGUGCAAACAGAAUUUUCUGGUACAUUUUAUAUUUUUGAAAGGUUGAUUUUAAUCUUGGUCAGCUAUGAACCUAAAACUGUAACACCCAUCCAUGUCACAUAAUACCAGAACUUUGGGUCCAAUCCAAAUUUUUUAAUUAGACAUGAAAAUAAAAACCCGACUGCAAAUGCUAAAAACUUGCAGGCAUCGUAAAAGGGAUGUGCAGGUUUAGUUGACUUGAUUUCAUCAUUGCAGGUCUUAAAUAUCAGUCAUAUACUGCAGAUAAGCUGUAGUACUACUGCCAUGAGUCAGGAAUAUAGCUGUAGAUGAUGGUUAUAGUGCUAUAAUACUCUACUACCCGGAUGUAAACAAGCAACUUAAACUGGUAUAUAAGCAUGUAACUGAAUUGUUUAAGUGUUUUCUAACAUUUGAAUUAAUCAGUCAGUGUAAUUUUCUAUUUAAAUUCUCUUUAAAUGUAAAUAUAUGAAUAUAAGUGGAACAUAACCACAUAAAAAAGCUCAAGCUGAGUGUUUUUUUUUCACGUGUUUGCGUGUCUCCAGGUUUGGCCGGAAAAUGAGCUUCCUGAUGUCCAGCCUGCUGAAUGGAAUCGCAGGAAUCCUGGUGGCUAUUGCUCCAAAUUAUGUUUCCUUGCUGGUUUUCCGAACACUGUACGGGUUUGGUGUGAAAGGAGGCUGGGUGGCAGGAUACGUGCUGAGUAAGAACCCGGUUUAAUUCUGCAAAGAGAUUCACGAUGUGUACAGUCAAAAACCUCUGAUAGUAAUCUGAAAUGCCUCUCAGUCACAGAGAUUGUCGGCGUGGAGUACAGACGCACGGUUGGAGUCAUUUAUCAGAUGUUCUUCAGCGUCGGCAUCCUCUUCCUCCCUCUGCUCGCCUACUUCAUCACCGACUGGCGUUGGCUGCAGGUGGUCAUCACCUUACCCUACAUAUUCUUCCUGUCCUACUACUGGUGAGACACACCCCUUUUCACAUCAAGUUUUGAGAGGAUCAGUCUGCCUCCCAAGAUCAGGCCUGCUGUCUUUGCUUCAUGAAGUUUUGGUAUUUACAGGUUCAUCCCAGAAUCUCCAAGGUGGCUCCUCUCUCAGAACAAAAAGGCCAAGGCUGUGGCAAUCACGGAGGCCAUAGCCAAGGAGAACAAGAAGACUCUGUCCAAGAACAUUGAGGUACAAAUAUUUCCUGAAUUAUUUACACCAACAGAAGUUUCUCUCAACAUGAAAUUUUUGAGUGUGCAACAUUUUUGGAGGCAUCACUCAGAGCGUAUUUUUGAUCCUUCAGACUCUGGCUGAUGAUAACGCGGACACUAACACUGCCUCCUUCAUGGACCUGAUCAGGACUCCAAAAAUGAGAAAACACACCAUCAUUCUCAGCUACAACUGGUGAGGAUGUUUAUUUAAACUUAUAACUUCAUAAGUUCACUACUUAUCUAUGCAUUUUUAAACAUCCCACCCCUUGCUUCGUCCAGGUUCACCAGUGCUGUGGUCUACCAGGGUUUAAUCAUGAGGUUGGGUAUUCUUGGAGGAAAUGUGUACAUUGAUUUCCUCAUUUCCGGCCUGGUGGAGUUCCCUGCUGCCUUCCUCAUCCUCUUCACCAUCGAACGUAUCGGCAGACGCCUUCCUUUCGCCUCUGCCAACUUCGUAGCCGGAGCCUCCUGCUUCAUCACGGCUUUCAUCCCUGACAGUAAGACUUUGCAGACAGAUGGAAAUUUAAGCAGGUUGUUAUUUUCUCUCUUUCUCUAACACUCGUUUUUGACCCUGCAGGUAUGUUCUGGUUUAAGACAGUAGUGGCAUGUAUUGGUCGGCUUGGGAUUACUAUGGCCUUUGAGAUGGUGGUGUUUGUGAACACUGAGCUCUAUCCAACCUUUGUCAGGUAAACUUAAACACUAAGACUUGUGUUUUGAAGAGAUGCACUUGUAGAGCCUGAUUUGACCUAAGCUGUGAUUUUUCUCUCUUUAGGAACCUAGGAGUGUCAGUUUGCUCCACACUCUGUGAUGUCGGAGGCAUCGUAGCACCGUUCCUUCUCUACAGAUUGGCUGUAAUCUGGCUGGAGCUCCCGCUCAUCAUCUUUGGUGGGUUUCAGAUUUAAAUGCUGGUUGCAUUUAAACUGCAUUGCCAACAUUAUCAGUGAAAGCCCUGAUGAGUUAUAAAAGUUAAAACUAUGCGUCCUUAUUUAGGGUCCCUGGCUUUCCUGGCGGGUGGUUUGGUGCUGUUGCUUCCUGAAACCAAAGGCGUGCCGCUGCCUGACACAAUUGAUGACAUUGAGUUCCCAGACAAGUAAGUUUCCAGUCUCAAAUCAUGAAAUAGUGAAACACAUUUUUGUAUCAUCCUAGGCAUGUACAGCUUUGUGUGUGUGGAUAAAGUGUAUGUAUCCUCUUGAAUACUUAUUCUCAAGCAUUAUGCUGAUGACGCUAUUAUAUUUUUCUUAAAUCUUCAAUUUUUUUUAAAUUUUGUUAUGAAAUGGAAUUUUAAAAAUGGUUUUAUUUGCUCUGUGUUUUCAGGUUGAUGGAAAAAGCUGACCUGAAGAACCAACAGCUGACCAACCUGCUGCCAGAGAAGAACGGCAUAACAACCAACAAAGUUCCAGAAACAGUUUAA
This is a messenger RNA of Xyrichtys novacula (pearly razorfish), 3781 nucleotides long. Lineage: Eukaryota; Metazoa; Chordata; Actinopteri; Labriformes; Labridae. The record is from the annotation of a GenBank genome assembly.